Molecule: messenger RNA, 708 nt
Organism: Diprion similis
Lineage: Eukaryota; Metazoa; Arthropoda; Insecta; Hymenoptera; Diprionidae
Exons: 2
Coding region: 1-708 (235 amino acids)
Source: RefSeq, a predicted model, not a curated record
AUGGAGGGAAUUCUUGUUGGAUCACAUCAUAUUAGACAGGAUAGUACUGCAAAUAACAUUCAACAAAUAAAAAUAACGCUCGAAAACCUAACCAAAAAAUUUGACACCCUAGACAGAAACAUGAAUCACAACACCGCCGAAGUCGUUAAUAUGAGGGCUGUGGUGACAUCUUGCGAACAGGCUGCCAAUUUCUGUUCUGACAAAGUAGACGAGCUGACCCGGAUGGUAACGGAGCUAACGAGAAGCAAUCGAGAAAUGGAAGCCACAUUGCAGCAAGGUAACCUCACGAACGUAGUCCACAAUAUAGCAAAAACCAUUAACGCCAAUUUCAAACACGGAGACAUUGUAGAUAUCUUCAGGGCAAAGGCAAAACCAAACAAAAAGCAGCCUAUCAUAGUCAGGAUGAACAACAAUGAAAACCGCAACAUCUGGCUAGAAAAGCGAAGGACACUAAUUCAGACAAAUCAUAAUAUAGAAGGCAUACCAAAAACGACCAAAAUAUACAUAAAUGAAGCUCUAACAAUCGCAAAUAAAUCUCUCCUGUAUCACACAAAAUCUUUCGCGCACGAAAAUAAUUAUAAAUUUGUGUGGGUGAAAGACGGUAAAAUCUUUCUUAGGGAAACAGAAGAAAGUAGAAUUAUUAGGAUUGACUCAUUGACUCUACUCCAAAAACAACGAUCGAUAAAUGCAGUAUCAUCGGAAACAUAA